Messenger RNA from Penicillium egyptiacum, 1536 nucleotides. The record is from the annotation of a GenBank genome assembly. Lineage: Eukaryota; Fungi; Ascomycota; Eurotiomycetes; Eurotiales; Aspergillaceae.
AUGAUUUCCCGAAGAAUCGACCAGUCCAGUAACGCUCAUUCGCAGUCUUUUUCAGCAUCACAGAACCUCCGACGUGGAAAACGCCACGAUUCCGACUCCAUUUCAGCAUACGAUAACCCAGACUCAUCUGAGUCCGUCCUAAGCGAUGAAAGAUCCAUAUACAAUGCGAUCAGAGUCACCACACCAAGUGAAUCCAGCCCUCGUUUCUAUGCAUCUUUCGCCCAUGAGAACCCCGUUCAUGAGCAAGGUUUAGCGGUAAACUUGGCCAGAUUCGUUUCUACAGAUUCACAGGAUGAUCAAACCCCUAUCCAUGUGCCAGCCAGGCGAGGAAAACGACAGAGAAUUGUUGGAAAGCUUGGGGAUCACACCAAGCUGUUAUCCGACCAAUGCUGGCAAGCCACGCACCGGUCGAGACGUGCUUUGAGUAGAACGACAUCGGUACCAGAACCCCAUCGGUCUUCGCAUCGCAAGGCUGUUUCCCUCGGUGAGGGUAGUAUCCGCAGGCCUAGAUGGCCUGGGGGCUUGGGACCUGCAGUAGCGACCGUCCAGCCUCGAUAUCCACCGCCACAAAGAACGCCUACACCCCCUGGCCUUCCCUCCUUCGGAACAUCAGAGGCUAUGACCAUCUCUCAACGGUUCAUGAUCCCAGACAACGGUGCACGGUCACGCGCAAACUUACAAGGUGGUGGUCCUGCUAGUGGUCAGCCCAGUUCGUAUGGCGACACACUAAGGAGAUUAUUUGGCUUGCCGUCUUCCGCGUCUCAGGCUAAUGGGAUUUCCGUUAAUGGUAUAGGAAGGGCCGAGGAUGGCACGCUGGUACAGGGCCGGUUCCCGCAUCGACAAAGUGGCCAUGGGAUGCACGUCGGUCGACCGCUACAGGACCACCCUUUCCACCAACGCAAUCUUCCCAUUGCCCACCAUGAAGCCGCAGGUACAAGCCACGAUCCUUAUAUUGAAGCUGCACACACGAAGGGUGGUCUUGGAGGAAGCCCAAGCAGGCGUGUCCAGCCUGUGACCAGAUCCUCGUCUAGACCCUUUCCAUCGAACCCGGCCCCUGCUGUGGUAAACCGCCCACCGCGGCCCAGAGCCACUGCACUUCUCAGUUUGUCACAUAACUUGGCUGCAUCAGACGGUCCUACGGUUUCAGCGGAAUCUUCUGCCCAAGGGACCAGAGCAACUGGAGACCAUCUCCCUCCCAAUCCAUCGCGGCUUCAUUCGGCUUUCACGAUGGCUGUCUGCGGCGGCGGUGCAGAUGAAGGCUCUCACGCAAGCACGCCCGUCUGUCCGGACAUUUUGUCCUGGGUGAAAUUCCAUACUUGCCUCUGCUGCUGCUCAGGCAGCCAUGAGGAGUCGGAUGAUUCUCUCGGGGUAACCAGCUCGCGGGACACAUAUGUAACCGCCCAGAGCCAGGUGUCUCCUACUGCAUCUCAGAAUGAAAACAGUGAGGAGAAUACUCGUCUCCAUAGCUUCCAGGAAUGGAUUUCAUCUCUGUACGGUGUCAUGUUUCCGACCCUUGUGAGCCCUGCCGCUGUAUAG